This is a messenger RNA of Wasmannia auropunctata (little fire ant), 1206 nucleotides long. RefSeq lists its product as uncharacterized. Gene Ontology annotation, molecular function: catalytic activity. The record is from RefSeq and is a predicted model, not a curated record. The transcript has 2 exons. The coding region runs from base 1 to 1206 and encodes 401 amino acids. NCBI's taxonomy places the organism in Eukaryota, Metazoa, Arthropoda, Insecta, Hymenoptera, Formicidae.
AUGCAGGAACGAGAGUGUGACAUCGCGUGCGUGUCGGAGCCUUAUCGGGUCCCCAGAGAUCCCAGAUGGAUCGGAUUUACGGAGGCGACCCCUAUGGCUGCCAUCACUUGGCAGGGCCCCAAGCCCCCGAAAUCGAUGGUGGUGAUUGGCCGUGGAGAGGGGUUUGUCGCAGUCAUAUGGGAUGGACUUGUCGUGGUUUCGGGAUACUUUUCCCCGAACAAAAGUGUUAACCAGUUCCGGGCUUUCCUGUCGGCCAUCAGGGACGCAAUAAUUGCGCAUAGGGGCAGGCCUAUGUUGAUUGUGGGCGACUUUAACGCGCGAUCACACCUCUGGGAAAAUACACACCCCACUGUUCGAGGGGAGGUGAUGGCGGAUUGGGCGGGUGCCUUGGACCUGCGCCUGUUGAACGUCUUUGAUAUACCAACAUGCGUGAGACCGCAGGGGAGGUCGGUCAUUGACCUCUCCUGGGCCUCUCCUGCGGCCCUUCCGAGUAUUAGGAAUUGGGAAAUCGCUACGGAGGAAGAAUCCCUAUCAGACCAUAGGUACGUGUUCUUAGACCUGGGACGUGGAAAUGGAUUACGCGAUAUCGGAGGAACACUCAAGAAAUUCCCGCGCUGGAACCUGAAGAGUCUGGACGUGGAUCGCCUGCGCGCCUGUGUGGCAACGAGACUAUGGCCUAGGUUAGAUGAUAGCUUAGGCGCGGAAGGUCUGGCUGAAAGAAUCCAAUCAACGUUCACCGAGGCCUCUAGCGUUGCGAUGCGCAGGUCGGGCAAUCACAGGAAAAGACCAGUGUAUUGGUGGAACUCGGAGAUCUCGGAGCUACGGGCGGAAUGCGUAAGAUUACAAAGACAGGUCACGAGAGGGCGUAGGAGACACCGAACGGCGGUUCCACCCCUCGAGGCGGAACUAGCGCGAGCUAGAGGGAUACUUAGGAAAGCAAUUAGGGACGCUAAAAAUAAGGCCUGGCUGGGACUCCUGGCUGAGGUGGACGGGGAUCCCUGGGGGAGGCCCUUCAGGAUCGUCCUGGGAAAAAUGACCACAACCUCGACCGUCGAGGCGGGCGAAUUAACUAAUAGACCUCGUCUGCCGGUGCUAUGGGACGAAGACUGUGCGGUCACGGUAGGUGAGGUGGAAUGGGCUGCCUCUAAAUUGAGACAAACUGGUAAGGCCCCGGGACCGGACGGUAUCUGGGGAGGAGGUAAUUAA